AAAAAUCCACAAAAUCAUACUUUCAUAGUUAAAAGUCAUCUAUUCGGCGAAAGCGUUUCAAAAGUGAUCAGUCCACGGUUAUUUAUAAUUUUACGGAUUAAGAUAUUAUAUUAUAUAUGAAAACAAGCCAUCCUAUAUGGUAUACGAAGUAAGUUUUUAGUAUUUGGAACACUCUAAUCAUGAGAACAUCGGUAUUGUGUUCGGCAUUCGUUCUAAUCAUUUGCUGUAACUGUGCGACUUGGUUCAAAAACAAGUGUAAGAAUUAUUAUGGAGUCGAGAGGGAUUGGGAUAUCAUACUUUUAAUCGCACUCUUUGCCAGAUCCAAACAUUAAUUGCCUGAUACACAAUAGAUACCGACACGAAUCGGGCUGUCCCGGGCCACGUCGUAUAUUCUACACCUUCCAUCGGGUGCUCUUUGACUGUACUAGGGUAUACACCAGGUGCCCACAGGAGUAUCAGCAAAACGAAUAUAAAACCAGGGGCGAUUGCCGGAAUGAUUGCUAUUACUAUACAAAGCCUAUCUUAAGUACAGAUCCACCAGGGAACGGUACCAACAAUAACAAUACCAACACUAACAAUACCAAUGGUAACAAACCUCGCAAAUUCCAACCGCUCGUACCCAAGCUCAAACUCAAACCGCCUCCUGAAGUUAAAUCUGUUAAAAAUAAUACUUUCGGUGAGGAAUAUCCCUCAUACCCCGAUGAACGAGCUCCUCCGUUUGAGCCUCCUGCGUUUGGAUCUCCCCGAUUUGAUUACUCCCCCUUUGAUGAUUUUCCUUACUAACUUAGUAUUAGACACGGUUCCAAAAUCAUGAGGCUUAAACCCCUUUUCGGAAUUCGAUCCUUGUAAUAAUUUAAAAAUAUAUAUUCAGUGAUUGUAGUAAAUGACUCGUGUUUCGCUUCUACUGUAGAAAUUGAAAAAAAAAUGUACAAUGGAAAUUUCAAUUAGGAAAAUUCUUCAAACCGUGAAAGUGUGAAGAGUCAGUCUGUGGAGAAAAUUAGUUUAUUUUUAAAUUCCCAAUGAGACUGUUGCUGUUUAUUUUAACCGUCGGCUGCGUCGUACUUUUAGUCUGUCCAUGGAAGGCAAGGAACAGGCAUCGAAACAACAAAUGUUUGGUUAAAAACAGAUACAGUGUCGAGAGGGCCUGCCAAGGACCACGUCGGCAUUUCUACACCUUCCAUCGCGUGAUUCUCGACUGCAUCAAGGUGUAUUCCAAGUGCCCGCGAGUACAUGAAUAUAAUGAUUAUCCCACCCUGACCAUGUGUCGGAACGAUUGCAUGUUUCACAUGAAGCCACCAACCGAUUUCCCAUCAACCGCAAAUCCCGGAAACAAUUCAAAUCCCGAUCCCAAUGGUAAUGAUCCCGGAAACAAUGGUAAUCCCGAUCCAGGUGGUAAUGAUCCUGAUCCAGGCGGCAGGCGAUCGGGAAGGAAAAACAAAUGGGUGCAGCGAAAGCUUGGCAAAAAUCAGCAAAAAAAGGCCCAAGAUCAGAAAGGUGCCAAUCACACUCCUAGUCCCGAUUGACUAUAUCCGAUGGGGUAAAAAAAGUUUCUAAAAGUUGUUUAUUAAGAAAUAUUAUUUCCAAAGUCUUAAUAAAUUAGUUUCACAUUUUA
This is a messenger RNA of Drosophila ananassae, 1612 nucleotides long. RefSeq lists its product as uncharacterized. The transcript is spliced from 4 exons. Bases 1020 to 1523 code for a protein of 167 amino acids. The record is from RefSeq and is a predicted model, not a curated record. Lineage: Eukaryota; Metazoa; Arthropoda; Insecta; Diptera; Drosophilidae.